AUGUCCAGCCUGGAGUGCCGAAAGACCUUCUUGGAGGUGGUUCCAUCCAGUAAUUGGAUGCCUGCAGCCAAGCGGACCCAGAGUUUGCCGGUUGGCGACCUACUUCAGGAGGACGAGGCAGACACCACGGCAGACCGCAUCUUACGUCGUGUGAGUUGUUCAUUUCAGUGGCAGCCAGAUUGGCCUGAAGGAAUUUCCCGUGGCAGCUAUGGGCAUCCUUCCUUAUGCAGGGCACCGUGCGUUUAUGCUUUCUACGGGACCUGCAUGAAGGGUCCAAGGUGCAAUUUUUGCCACCUCGAGCACCGCAGUCCAAAGCGCAAGCUCACAAGACAGGAGAGGCAAGCUUUAUAUCAGAUGCCGGAGUCGCUGGUGCUUUUGACCUUCCAGUCACACCUCGACAAACACGUCACCAAGCUUCAGCUGCAGCAACCCUUGCGCUUGGUGCUGGCAGUUGUGGCACAACGUGUGAAGCUGUUGAGACCUCAGAGGCCAGCAGGCUUUGAGUUCAGGAUGGCCAUUGACCAGAUCUGGAACCUGCGCUCCUUCUCCUUGGGCCGGUUGGUUGAAUGCAUUCUGCAAUGCCCGCAGGUGGAUGCGAGCUUCAAGCAGGUAGUGAAGAGCUUGUUUGACAGCGUGCGGAAGGGGAUGAACAAAUUGGCUGUGAGUCAAAAUGUACAGCCCGAUCCAUACCCCGCAGGUGAUCCAGACCGGACCGAUCCACACGUCUGGAUCACUGCGGGCCGAUCCAUACCCGAAUUUUGA
Cladocopium goreaui is the source of this 762-nucleotide messenger RNA. The record is from the annotation of a GenBank genome assembly. Lineage: Eukaryota; Dinophyceae; Suessiales; Symbiodiniaceae.